Molecule: messenger RNA, 1077 nt
Organism: Argiope bruennichi
Lineage: Eukaryota; Metazoa; Arthropoda; Arachnida; Araneae; Araneidae
Exons: 1
Coding region: 1-1077 (358 amino acids)
Molecular function (GO): nucleic acid binding; zinc ion binding
Source: RefSeq, a predicted model, not a curated record
AUGCGUUCUGGAGACUUGCUUGUGGAAGUUGCUUCUAAGAAACAAGCCCAACAAAUCAUCAAGUUAAAAGCACUAGCAACAAUUCCUAUCACUGUUCAACCCCAUGUGUCUUUAAAUUACUCUAAAGGUGUAAUUACCUGUGGGGAAUUGUUUAACGUACCGCUAGAGGAAAUAACACAUGAAUUACGGAGUCAAGGAGUAACGCAUGUACGCCGCAUAACUAUCCGGCGGGAUGGACAACUCCUUGAUACCAAGCAUCUUAUUUUAACUUUUCACUCUCCUAAAUUGCCGGAGUUUAUCUACGCUGGGUACAUUAAAUUACCAGUUAGGCACUAUAUUCCAAAUCCACUCAGGUGUUUUCAGUGUCAACGUUUCGGCCACUCGAAAGCUAACUGCCGCGGGACUGUCACAUGCGCCCGCUGUGCUGAGAAAGGCCACGAGAGCCAGCAGUGUACCGCACAGGAAAAGUGCGUGAACUGCGAUGGCGCACACUCAUCCUUUUCGAGAGAAUGCAAAAGGUGGGUUCUGGAGAAACAGAUCACUGAACUAAAAGUAAAAGAAGGCAUUCCGUAUCCCGAAGCAAGACGAAAGAUCUUAGUUCAAACGCCAACUCAAAGCUUAAGUUAUGCCGCAGCUUUGCAAAAACCCUUCUGUACGAACUGUUCGUGUUCAAAUUGCGUUAAACAUAAAACGCAAAUGAAACCCCAAGACAAACCAUUAGAUUCAGACACUGAACAAUCUACAGCUAGUGCUCCUGAAACUUCAAAACCAGAAACAAAUAAACAAAAGACUAAAUCAAAUAAAACUCUGAAAUUGAAGCUUGCAAAACGUGGUCUUACAACAAAAGAUCUCCCUGUGAAAUUGAAAAAAUCGGCAUCCAAAAACUCCGUUGCUUUAGGGCUAGCGAAGAAGGGAAUUGUCCAUAAGGAUCUGGCGUCCAUCUUUGGUGGCGCUAGCCAUAGCCCAGAUAUUAAAUUGCAUCCUUCAGAGGAUGAAUCGGAGCUGGAAAUGAGUUGCGAAGACCUGGCAACUCCAACAACUGCAUCAGUUCAUUCCCCUUCAAAAAAAAUCAAUUAA